This is a messenger RNA of Peronospora farinosa, 834 nucleotides long. The record is from the annotation of a GenBank genome assembly. Lineage: Eukaryota; Oomycota; Peronosporomycetes; Peronosporales; Peronosporaceae.
AUGUGCAAGACGAUCAAGCGCAGCGUCAAGGUCGCUGCGGCUGCGACUGCCGCAACGCGCCGAUCUCCGCGUCUACACGCGAAAGAGUUGACUCCAGUGGCGUCCAAGAGCAUUGAUAUCGUAUCCUCCAUCUCAUCACGAGUUUUUCGAGUGCCAAGUGUCAAGAAAACGUCCACAAACGCGAAAAAACUGUCGUUAUCGCGUGCCUUUGAGACUCGCUACGAAGCCAAGGGUUAUACAACUGUCAUUGGUGUAGACGAAGCUGGUCGAGGGCCUCUUGCUGGUCCUGUGGUUGCGGUAGCGUGUCAUGUGCCGACUAAUGUGACGAUCGAAGGUAUCGACGAUAGUAAAAAGAUCUUGGAGCCUCAACGAGAAAAGCUGUUUGACUUGCUGACAAAUCAUCCGAGUGUCACCUACGCGGUUCAUGUGAAUAGCGCACAGCGCAUUGAUGAGAUUAAUAUUCUACAGGCGACACUGGAGUCAAUGACCAAGUCAGUGAACGAGGUGGCGGAGCGGCUGCAGCAGAUGGACAAGACAUUUGUGUUGGUGGACGGCAACAAACUGCCGACGACGCUGGAGUUGCCGGCGGAAGCCGUGGUCAAGGGAGACUCCAAAGUUUUUAGCAUCGCGGCAGCUUCCAUCAUCGCCAAGGUCACACGAGAUCGCCUCAUGCGUGAGUACGAUAAGCAGUACCCGCAGUACGGACUAGCACAGCACAAGGGGUACCCGACGAAAGCUCACGUAGCUUCCAUCGCCAAGCACGGAGCAUGUGCCAUUCAUCGCAUGACGUUUGCGCCUUUGAAGCCUAAAGAGGUCCCUAAAGCCAAGAAUUGA